Bipolaris maydis ATCC 48331 is the source of this 900-nucleotide messenger RNA. The record is from RefSeq and is a predicted model, not a curated record. NCBI's taxonomy places the organism in Eukaryota, Fungi, Ascomycota, Dothideomycetes, Pleosporales, Pleosporaceae.
AUGACUUCCACUUCCAUAGGAGAGGCGUUUCAACGCCUUCCGCGGCCGCAAGUGCCUACUGCGGUGGCACUUAUGGAACGAUCCUUGAAAAAAGCAAAGGAGCCAACUACUGGUGUCACACACAACCCAUGGGAGACUUUGUCACAUCUAGGAGAUCUGACGCAAGGAAAACAUAAGCUGUCACUUUGCCUUCAAGAGGGACAAUUGGUGAUUAUCAAGGAGGUCAAUCGUGAAGCUGGCCAUGCGGAGUUAGAAAAACUGAAAAAAAUAUCUGAUCAUCCAAAUGUGGCCACAAUCAAGCAGGUUUUUGAGUCAAAGACCUCAGUGCUCUUUCAAUAUGAGUACACCCGCUUUACCCUAGAGGAGGUACUAAAUGUUCACACCGUCCUCAAAGAGUCUCACAUACGAUUGAUAGCAAGUGCAAUAUUCCUUGCCAUAAAGCAUGUUGCUAAAGCCGGCAUUGUCCACAACUCUGUCUCAAUAAGCACGAUACGUUUCUGCGGAAGGAGUGGAAAACCACAACUUUCAGACUUCGAGGACUGUGUCUGGAUAAGCACUGAACUUACGCCAAAUGCCGAUUUGGAGCAACUUGGCGUCGCAGUCCUGGAAUGCAUGAAUGGACUCCCGAACGAGAACUUGCGAGAUCUUUCUUUCAUCCGCAAACAAAGGGAAUCCAAUAAGAUGUUUGGACUAAGUAAAGGAGAGAAGUGGAGUGGUUACAAACUUCUUGUGGACUUUCUGGAUAGCAUGUUCAAUAGAGCGAUACCCGCCCUCGCCAAGCUCGAGAAGCCUCAUCGGUACAUCGCGCGCGAUCCCAACUUCAGCGACCUGAUACCGUUUCUUGAAUUGGUUCCGUUGGAAUGCUUAUCACUUUGGCGCCCAAGUGUGGCGGAGUCGUAG